AUCACAAGACGCAGCGCGAUCUCACUUGCAAACAUUGCCAUAGCUAAGCUAGUGCAGACGAAGCCAUGGCUUCCCGUGCCCUCGCUGCGCUGCUCACUGUGCUAGCGUUUGUCGGCUUUGCUUCAGUUCCCCGUGCUCUGGCAACUGACCCGACCCAGCUCCAAGACUUCUGUGUCGCUGAUAACAAUAACAAAGCUGUGUUGGUGAACGGGUUGGUGUGCAAGAACCCAAAUGUGGUGACAGCGAACGACUUCUUCUUCAAGAUAAUGCCGGCCACCCCGAACGCGCAGGGCUCCGGGGUGGCGGGGGUGGCGGCGGACGUGCUCCCGGGGCUCAACACGCUGGGCAUCUCGCUGGCGCGCAUCGACUUCGUCCCCGGCGGGCAGAACCCGCCGCACACGCACCCGCGCGCGUCGGAGAUCCUGACGGUGAUGCAGGGCACCCUCCUGGUGGGCUUCGUCACCUCCAACCAGCUGCUCAACAACACGCUCUUCACCAAGCAGCUGGUGGUCGGCGACGUCUUCGUCUUCCCGCAGGGGCUCAUCCACUUCCAGCUCAACAACGGCAAGGCCCCCGCCGUCGCCAUCGCCGCGCUCAGCAGCCAGAACCCCGGCACCGUCACCAUCGCCAACGCCGUGUUCGGCUCCAAGCCGCCCAUCCUGGACGCCAUCCUCGCCAAGGCCUUCAUGCUCGAGAAGGACACGGUCGACUGGGUCCAGCAGGCGUUCGGCGCGGCCCCGGUGGCCGGCGGCGGCGGCGGCAUGCCCGGUGGCGGCGGCUACCCCGGCGGCGGGUAUCCUGGCAACGGGACCGGCGGCGGCUACCCCGGCGGCGGGUAUCCUGGCAACGGGACCGGCGGCGGCUACCCCGGCGUGCCAGGGUACCCCUAAUAAGGUGGAGGCGGUGUGCCUCGACGGCGCCUAGCAUUGCUGCACAAGAGCAGAUGCUGAUGAUCAUCGAUCGAUCAGGCCGGCCGUCAUUACACAAGUAUAUAUAGUAUACUCCAAACAUGCAUGAAGCCACUUGCAGAUUGUGAUGGUCAGGUUCACGGUGUAGCACACACGUAGUGUACUAGCAUAUGUGUUUGUGUUGAUCGAGGAGUAGAAGCUCCAUCGAUUGGGUUGAAUAAUGGAGUGUGUGGCGAAACGGCAACAAGUGUACUACAAACUUUAUUGUUCGUUGCCUCUAUAUGAAAUAAACUUAAAUUAAGUGCAAA
Messenger RNA from Panicum virgatum (switchgrass), 1216 nucleotides. RefSeq names its product germin-like protein 4-1. Gene Ontology annotation, cellular component: cell wall. The transcript has 2 exons. The record is from RefSeq and is a predicted model, not a curated record. Lineage: Eukaryota; Viridiplantae; Streptophyta; Magnoliopsida; Poales; Poaceae. The coding region runs from base 66 to 890 and encodes 274 amino acids. Gene Ontology annotation, molecular function: manganese ion binding.